Miscanthus lutarioriparius is the source of this 315-nucleotide messenger RNA. The record is from the annotation of a GenBank genome assembly. Lineage: Eukaryota; Viridiplantae; Streptophyta; Magnoliopsida; Poales; Poaceae.
AUGCUGGAGAGCCUCACGCACGGCGUGCCAUUCUUGGGCUGGCCCCUCGCCGCCAAGCAGUUCUACAACGUCAAGAUGCUGACAGAGGAGUGGGGCGCGUGCGUGGAGGUGGCGCGCAGCAACCUAGAGAGCUCGGACGUGGAGAGGUCCAGGGUGGUCAAGGCGAUGGAGAAGGUGAUGGGGGACAUGGCGGAGUCGGAAGCGCUGCGGCGGCAAGUGGAGGCGCGACAAGUGCUGAGCAGGGCGUGGGCGGAGGAUGGCGGGUCAUCGUGGGCGGCGCUGCACGACUUCUUUAAAGCCAUGCAUCUGCUGUGA